AGAUUAAACCCUACAAUGGCCAAUUGGAAAGUAGCCACUGCGAUACUCCGUCGCCAUCUCCGAUCCCCACCGCCUACGACGUUCUCCUCCUUCAGAAAUCCAACCAUAGCCUUCUCUACAACUAAUCACCUUCCUAGCUACACAACCCCUCUCGCCAACGACGACGACGACGACGAUGAUCGGAGAGGGAAAUGGCUAACUCUACCUCCUUUCUCUCCCACCAUCGACGCCGCCGCCGUAGGAAAGGAGCUCUCUUUCGACGAUAACUCCGUCGUCAAAGGCUCAACGACGACGACGACGGCCCUUAGGUGGAUUCUUCGUUGCCGCCCCGAUCUACCGAGGAAUCUCCUUCUGAAACUCUUCCGUUUAAGACAGGUUAGGAGAGAAUUGUCUGUGAGUUGUGACGGUGGUGAGAUACAAAGAAGUCAGCUUAAGAGGGUGGGAGCUAAGGAGUCGUUGAAUGUUGGAGAUAGAAUUUACCUUCCUUUGUCUGUUGACAAUGAUGCACCGCAACCGCCUGCUGCUGCUAAGAAAGAAAGGUUUCGGUGUAGUGAGGAAGAGCGCAAAUUCGUUUGUAGUUUGGUCUUGUACAAGGAUGCAGACAUUAUUGUUUUGAAUAAACCUCAUGGUUUGGCUGUUCAAGGAGGGACAGGUGUUAAAACCAGUAUUGAUGAACUUGCUGCAACUUGCUUGACUUUUGAUAAAUCUGAAUCUCCCCGGCUGGUGCACAGACUUGACAGAGACUGUAGUGGACUUUUGGUGUUGGGAAGAACACAAACGGCUGCAACACUUCUUCAUUCUAUAUUCCGCGAGAAAACAUCUGGUGCAUCCGCAUAUGGUGUCAAAAAGAACAUAAAAUCCUUGAAAAGAAAGUAUUUGGCACUUGUUAUCGGAUGUCCAAGACGUCAAAGGGGACAAAUUUCAGCUCCGCUCAGAAAGGUUGUUGUGGAUGAUGGAAAAUCUGAUCGAAUCACAGUUAAUGACAAUGGAGAACUCGUUUCUACUCAGCAUGCUAUCACUGAAUACCGAGUGAUUGAAUCUUCACCACUUGGAUAUUCAUGGCUGGAGCUUCGUCCUUUAACCGGCAGAAAACAUCAGCUUCGUGUACACUGCGCAGAAGUUCUAGGAACACCGAUACUAGGGGACUAUAAAUACGGUUGGCAAGCUCAUAAAUCCCGGGAACCAGUUGUCUCUUCCGGAAACACCUUGACCAAGCAGGCAUCAUCAUCAUCGUCCCCUUUUGGCCUGGAUCUUGAAGGUGGAGACGUAUCUUCAAAACAGCCACACCUUCAUCUCCACUCAAAGCAAAUCGAUCUGCCAAACAUCUGUCAGCUCCUUGGGAAAUUGCAGGUUUCUUCAGAUUCUGAUAUUUCGGAUCUAGAUAGCCUCAAAUUUGAUGCUCCGUUGCCUGCUCAUAUGCAGCUAAGUUUUAACUUGUUGAAAUCUAGAGUCGAAACUUGUGACAAUUGUUAGGAGUUGUUUCAUCUUUUCGUUACAAGUCUUUAUGAUGUGUGUUCUCGAGGUUCCUAACUACGUGUACGAAUAUUCUCAUACAAAGAUAAAUCAUUACAUCUUAAAUUUUG
Messenger RNA from Eruca vesicaria subsp. sativa (arugula), 1583 nucleotides. The record is from the annotation of a GenBank genome assembly. NCBI's taxonomy places the organism in Eukaryota, Viridiplantae, Streptophyta, Magnoliopsida, Brassicales, Brassicaceae.